GAGGAUGCAAAGGCGGCAAGGAAGAACCAAAUGACAGCGAAGAGAGGACGAAAGAAGAGUACCGAGGAGACGAAGAGCAAAGGCAGAUCGAAGAAAGCGCAGAAGAUGAGCCGCGAGGUCGAAGACGAAAAGGACGAGCCAUCUUCACCGAAGCAGAAGGAAACUAAGCGUACGGCUAAGAAGCAGAGCGUCUCCUAUCCGAACCAUACGGAGGAGAAGGGCACGCUCGCCAAAGCCAUACGCUCACUGCCGUCUGAAAAAUCUACGCAGGUGCCGGGACCAGAGGACCAGAAAGAUGCCACGACCACGGAUGAGGAAACCGAAGAUUCGUCCCGGUCCAAGCCCACUUCGCUGAGAUUCGCAUCGAAGAAGAACACUCCGCUUCAUAGGAGGACAAGGAUUGGACGUUUGAAGGAGCAAAAGGAGAAGGAGGAGGAGGAGGAGGACAAGGCUGGCAAGUAAGAUGACCA
This is a messenger RNA of Cucurbitaria berberidis CBS 394.84, 470 nucleotides long. RefSeq lists its product as uncharacterized. Lineage: Eukaryota; Fungi; Ascomycota; Dothideomycetes; Pleosporales; Cucurbitariaceae. The transcript has a single exon. The record is from RefSeq and is a predicted model, not a curated record. Bases 31 to 462 code for a protein of 143 amino acids.